This is a messenger RNA of Protomyces lactucae-debilis, 1692 nucleotides long. RefSeq names its product alpha-galactosidase. Gene Ontology annotation, molecular function: hydrolase activity, hydrolyzing O-glycosyl compounds. The coding region runs from base 242 to 1501 and encodes 419 amino acids. The record is from RefSeq and is a predicted model, not a curated record. Gene Ontology annotation, biological process: carbohydrate metabolic process. Lineage: Eukaryota; Fungi; Ascomycota; Taphrinomycetes; Taphrinales; Protomycetaceae. The transcript is spliced from 5 exons.
UGGGCGACUAAGAUAUUCUGCUCUGAACGCUGAAAGCAGGCGCGCAAUGCAAGUGCUCGAGAGGAUGAAGAGUCGCUUUGAGUGUGUCUGUCGCGCUUCAACUUUUUUCUUGUGGCCGCAGAAGUCUCACGGGGGCGACUUGGACCUCUCUACAGCCAAACCCCUGGACCCAUGACAGUUUCAGAUCUCGGCCACGUACAACUUGCCUCUUCAUGACUUGACCAAGCUCUGUGACACGAUCAUGUUGGUGCUUCUUGCUCUCUUUGCUGUGCCUACUACUGCUCUGGACAAUGGGCUUGCUCGAACGCCUCAAAUGGGCUGGAACAACUGGAAUGCAUACGGCUGUGACAUCAAUGAAACCAUCAUCUUAGAGAACGCUCAUGCCCUUGUCGACACGGGUCUCAAGGAUCUUGGCUAUAACUACUUGGUCAUGGACGAUUGCUGGUCUCUCAAACAUCGCUCUCCCACGGGCCAGCUCAUUCCAGACCCUGCAAAGUUCCCAAGCGGCAUCACAGCCCUCGUCAAUCAAAUCCACAGCUUAGGCUUACUCUUUGGCAUGUACGCCGAUGCAGGUCUCAUGACAUGCGGGAUGUACCCAGGCUCACUAGGCUAUGAACAGCAAGACGCUCAACAAUUUGCAGCAUGGCAAAUCGAUUACUUGAAGUAUGACAAUUGCUACAACCAAGGCGAGUCUGGUCCACAUCGAUCCUUUGAACGCUAUAAAGCCAUGUCUGAUGCACUCAACGCAACAGGCCGUCCAAUCCUCUACAGUAUGUGUAAUUGGGGUGAGAAUUAUACUCCCAAUUGGGCAACCACCAUUGCCAAUUCUUUCAGAAUAUCUGGGGAUGUUGGCGAUAGCUUUGAUCGGUUUGAUGCGCGUUGUCCCUGUCAGACGUUUGAGUGUGAGAGUAUUCAGGGCUAUCACUGCUCUUUCAUGAAUAUCAUUGAGAAAGUGGUCCCCUACGGUCAAAAGGCGCAUCCUGGUGCAUGGAAUGACAUGGAUAUCCUUGAGAUUGGUAACGGCGGUGCAUCAGUAGUAGAGUACAAGACGCAAUUCAGCUUAUGGGCCAUCAACAAGUCACCACUUCUGCUCGGCAACAAGUUACAUUCCAUGACGCAAGAGACGCUGGAGAUUGUAUCGAAUGAAGAGGUCAUUGCCCUGUCGCAAGAUCCAAUGGGCCGUCCUGCCGUGCGGAUCUGGAGGAAAGAGGCAAGCACUGGUACGCCUGGUAACGUCCAGCUCUGGUCAGGCGAACUAGCACAAGACGCACAAGUCGUUGCCAUUCUCAAUGCAACCCCGGAAGAGAUGCGUAUUGAAGUGACGUUUGCAGACAUCUUUCUAGAUGCACGCGAUAAGGUCAAUCAAGCGUUCCAUGUGCGUGAUCUCUGGCUGCAUGAGAAUCUCGGGAUCCAUACUCAUCAUCUGGUUGCGACUGUCCCAGCGCAUGGCACAGCGCUAUUCAAGCUGCGACCAGCACUUGCAACGCAUAGCGGUUUAUAGCGUCACUGAAAGUCUCCAAAGUCAUCCUCAAAUGCCGAUGCAGGACGAGCAGGUGGUGGUGCUAGUAAUGGAAUCUCCCCAGUCUCUGCAAAACUCUGAAGAGGCGCCUGCUCACAUUGUACAGGCUGUACGUCUUCCACUCUUGCCACUUCAGCACGUUUCAAUUUAUCGAAAUCAGCAAGAGCCACUUG